GUUGUUUUAUACCCCAUCACCAUGAAGUCUUUGUUACUGUUACCCGUUUUGUUCAUUUUUAGUGAAAGUGUUAAACUUCCUUCAAAUUUCAUAAAAUGUAACCGGAAAGAUCCAGACUGGAAAAAAUGUGUGUUUGAAGCUGCCGUUCACGCCACUCCACAAUUUACUAGACCAUUUAAAGAAUUAAACAUUCCAAGCAUAGAACCCCUCCUGGUACCAGAAGUGACCAUAAGUGCUGGGUCUAACGCUUUUCGGUUGACCCAAAAUUACAAAAACUGCAUGAUUUAUGGACUAACUAAAGUGGAGGCAUCAGCUUUUGGAUUUGACUUUGAUAAGAAAACUAUACACCUUGAAGGAAUCUUUCCUGAACUGCGAUUAAUCGGAACCUACACAUUUGAUGGUAAAAUUCUUUUGUUGCCUGUCGUGGGUGAAGGACCUGGAGAAGUAACUUUCAAAAAUGUGAAAUCCAAUAUGACUCUAUUCUAUGAGGAAUACAAGAAAAAAGAAAAAACUCACAUUAAGGUGGUUUCCGCGACUCUGAAGUUGACUCCAAGUUUAAUUCAUUUUAAAUAUGAAAAUCUCUUUAACGGGGAUAAAAGACUGGGGGAUAAUAUAAAUCAGGUUAUGAAUGAGAAUUGGGAGGCGCUGUAUGAAGAUAUCGAGGAGAGCUUUAACCAAGUCGUAAUAAAGAUUUUUACGAGUUUAGUUAACAGUGUGUUUUCGAAGCUUUCAAUAGAAGAAGCUUUCGAUUAGUGAUCUGUGAAAUUUGUGUAACUAGGAAAAGAGACUUAUUUUUGUUUAAAACAACGGUUAGAAUGAAAAUGAAGUCCAUUUAGAAUAUGUUAGGUUAG
Zophobas morio is the source of this 851-nucleotide messenger RNA. Its product is annotated as protein takeout-like. The record is from RefSeq and is a predicted model, not a curated record. The transcript is spliced from 4 exons. NCBI's taxonomy places the organism in Eukaryota, Metazoa, Arthropoda, Insecta, Coleoptera, Tenebrionidae. Bases 22 to 753 code for a protein of 243 amino acids.